AGAAAGCUUCUUUGUUAAAACGUUUUGAUGACAAACAAAACCGGAAGUGGUCCUUUUCACCAGUUCUGACAGCCGGUGUCGCAACACUUCUGUGUGUAACAGAAAAUAAUCUACCAACAUCAGCCAAAAUGAUUAUUUACAGGUGUAGAAUAUCAGGAGAUGAAUUGUUCAGUGAUGCUUUUGAACCAAUGAUUGUGAAAGAAGACUUCUUCUAUGAAAUUGAGGGAAAGAAUAUUUCUAUCAGCAAUAAAAUCGAUGAAUCUGCAAUUGGAGCCAAUGCUUCAGCGGAGGAGGGAGGAGAGGGCACAGAAGACUUAGUUGAAACCAAAAUUAAUGUUAUUUACAGUCACAAACUUCAAGAAACAAGUUUUGACAAGAAAGGUUACCAGACAUUUAUCAAAGAAUAUAUAAAAGUAUUAUUAGCUAAAAUUGAAGAAGAAAAAGGCAAAGAAGCUGCAGAUGACUUCAAAAAACGAGCAGCCACGGGUGUAAAAAAAGUUUUAGAAAACUUUAAAAAUUGGCAAUUUUUUCAAGGAGAAAACAUGGCCGACGGAGGAAUGAUAGUAUUAAUGGAUUACAGGGAAGACGGAGUAACACCUUAUUUCUGGUUUGUUAAAGAUGGAAUUAUAGCAGAAAAAUAUUGAACUUCAAGACCAAGAACUGUAGUUGAUAUCGGCGAACUGGUGCUAUGGUUGCUGAACAUCUCUCCUGAUAAUAGAACAGCAGCAAAUAGCACGUCUUAUUUAACAUUUUCAUUUUGAAAAACUAUACAUCCUAUAUCAUAAUGCAGUCACUGUGCUCUGCUUCCAAGAACAGUCAUAUUUAAAAUUUUUAACCCAACUAUACUGUGUAUAAUUGUGGAUACUGUGUACAAUUGUGGCAUUCUAAAUAUUUCUUGACAUUCUUAUGACGACGAUGUUUACAUUACCUAUUCUAUGUCAAAUAAAACAUGCUAUUUAUUAUA
This is a messenger RNA of Mytilus californianus (California mussel), 964 nucleotides long. RefSeq names its product translationally-controlled tumor protein homolog. Gene Ontology annotation, cellular component: cytoplasm. Bases 129 to 644 code for a protein of 171 amino acids. Lineage: Eukaryota; Metazoa; Mollusca; Bivalvia; Mytilida; Mytilidae. Gene Ontology annotation, molecular function: calcium ion binding. The transcript has 6 exons. The record is from RefSeq and is a predicted model, not a curated record.